AAAGUAAAAAAAAAACCCGAUCUGUAUCGGUGCUGUCAGAUAAGUAAACUGUUGAUGCCUUCACUACCCCGACCGCCGCGGGGGGGAGGGGGGGUCACAGCCGUGAGAAUGAUGUAAGAAUCAAAUAAUGUGAUUGGUUGUGCUCGGCUGGCGGCUUAACAACACGGUGGACGUCGUGUGUGCGUCGGGGAGCCAGAAGAUGAGUUGAUCUCCAGCAAAACAGGCUCGAAAAUGGCAACAUACAACGCCGAAGGGCACUCUGUUGUGCUGGAGGUGAGCCCAGACAUCCAUAUCUGCGGCUUCUGCAAGCAGCAGUACAAUAAUGUCCAGGUCUUUCUCGCCCAUAAGCAAAAUGAAUGCUGCCUACCCACCUCUGACACACCGGCCACCUCUGCAGCAGCCACUCUCACAGAUUCCAGUACUGAGUUAGUUUUCGCGGAAACCUACCAGACCUGCUUUAUGAGAGGUGUCAAAAAGAUCCUGACCAAAGCACAGAAAACACCUUCCAAAAAAUUAAAACCUGCCCUGACUUCAAAGAGACACAGCUGCUGUUUCUCAGGUUGCACUUUUAAGACACAGUAUGGCCAAAAAGACAUGGAGCGGCAUCUCAAAACCCACACCGGUGAAAAGCCGUUCGAAUGCGAGCUGUGCCACAAGCGCUUCAGUCGACGGGACAAGCUCAACAUGCACAGCCGCUCACACACUGGCGAGAAGCCGCACAAGUGUAAACAUUGUCCCUAUGCAGCAGCAGACAGCAGCAGUCUGAAGAAGCACCUGCGCAUCCACUACGACGAACGGCCUUUUAAAUGCCAGAUCUGUCCGUACGCCAGCCGCAACUCCAGCCAGCUCACCGUGCACCUCCGCUCACACACUGGGGAUGCACCUUUCCAGUGCCAACAGUGUGAUGCAAAGUUCAAAAUCAACUCAGACCUGAAGAGGCACAUCCGGAUUCACUCCGGCGAAAAGCCUUACAAGUGUGACUUUUGUGAAUACCGCUGCGCCAUGAAAGGCAACCUGAAGUCUCACAUUCAGAUCAAACACGGCACUGAGAACUCCUUCCGCUGCGAGCACUGUGACUUCCAGUGUGCCAACAAGACUGCUCUGCGGCAACACACGCGAGAACACCAGCCCGUUCAGCCCAUCCAGUGUUCCAAGUGCACUUACUCCUGCUCCAGCAAGGGGGCGCUCAAAGUCCACGAGAGGAUCCACUCAGAGGAGCGCCCCUUCAAAUGUGACUUCUGCAACUUCGCCUCCAAGCAGCGCAGCAACCUUGUCAUCCACAAAAAGAAGUGCCACUCGGAUACGCCUGAAAAGGGCAGCGGCGGGAAAGGUGGCAGAGGUGUGGGGAAAAGCGGAGGAGGUGACUCUCCAAAGUCCGUCGGCUCCAGAUAUCGGGCCAAACUAGAUGCGGCUCGAGCUUUCUGCUGUGACUCGUGCGACGCUUGCUUUGUGAGGGAAGACUCCCUGCGCAGCCACAAGAAGCAACACAGAGACACUCAGAACGUGUUGCAGCUGCAGCUCUCCACCCCAGCUGAUGCAGUCAACCUGGUUCCUGUAACAACGUCACAAAGCGACACCCAGCUUGAAGUUCCCAUCACGUCUGACUCCAUGGCUCCCUACAGCAGUGCACAGCUUAAAAUCAUCGUAUCUCACCCUCUGGGCCAGGAGAACAGCUUAAUUCCAGCUGGUGUGGAUAGUCAGAAUAAGACCAACAUGGUCCUGCUGAGCCCAGAAAGCCAGGACAUGGUAGUCAACUCCAUGAUCCAACAGGUCAACCUGCUGGCGCCUAUGCAACCCCUCGUGUCGUCCCAGACUGCAGAGGCCACCCUCGAACCCCAGACGGUCCUGUUGACACAGCUCAGCCCCGACGACACCAGCAACCCGCUCCACCAGGCCCUGCUGCAGACCGCAAUAACCGCGCAGGACUCCAGCAGCGGCUCGCAGACCUUCAUCACGACCUGCUCCGAACUGGAGGGCCUCAACGCCUUGAUCCAGGAGGGUGGAACGGAGGUUACAGUGGUGACAGAAGGUAACACCACCAUGGUGACCACGGCAACUCCUCCCGACAUGGUGUGCGGUCCAUCGGAGGACAUGUCCAAGCAGGCAGGGACAGUGACGGUGGAGGAGUGUGCCUUACCCUGUGAGGAGAGUACUUUACUGGUGCCAAACAUCAGCCUGGGCAGCCAGAACAUGGUCAUCCACGGAGUUCCACUCAUAGUGUCCGCUCAGCCACAGCAGAGUGCAAUAGAGCAGCUCUCUCCUCACACACUCUACGCAGAUUCACACACGCUGGAAGGCAUCCCACAAUGAGUGUGGGGUGGGGGGGUUCCGGUGUAGUUUGUCUGAAGACUGUGACUGCAUCAUAAGCUAUUUGUUUUGCCAGUGAGAACUCUUACGCCUAAAGGUUACACAUGUGCAGGCCAUUAGCAGUAACGGCUUUUGUUUCUAGCAAUUUAAUCAUUAACCACUGAAGUAACAAUGCUGUUGACUUUGGGGACAUAAUUGUUUCAGUUUUCCGAUUUUAGAAUAAUUAAUUGUCGUCGUAGCACAAUAGCUCAAUCCAGAAUGUUUUCAUGUUUAACGUUGAAUAACUUUUGAAUGUGAAAGUUAAUCAUUUGGACUUAAUUCUAAUACUUUAUUUUGUCUUUUUUUUUGGAAGCGUCAAAAUUAAAAUAAACCUUAUAUUAAAUAAAUUAUUUUAUGAUUAAUUAUUUAAUUAAAAUAAGGUUUAUUCGCAGCCGACAUCUGACAAGGUCUGAAACAAGUGGACACAGUUUGAAACUGAAUGUCUUUGUGCCAUGGAGUGCUCCGGGUUGUCCAGUAGGUGGCAGCAGAGUGGUACGAUUAAAGGGUGAACUGGG
This is a messenger RNA of Morone saxatilis (striped sea-bass), 2861 nucleotides long. RefSeq names its product zinc finger protein 64 homolog (mouse) (gene zfp64). Gene Ontology annotation, molecular function: DNA-binding transcription factor activity, RNA polymerase II-specific; RNA polymerase II cis-regulatory region sequence-specific DNA binding. The record is from RefSeq and is a predicted model, not a curated record. Gene Ontology annotation, biological process: regulation of DNA-templated transcription. The coding region runs from base 232 to 2310 and encodes 692 amino acids. The transcript has 6 exons. NCBI's taxonomy places the organism in Eukaryota, Metazoa, Chordata, Actinopteri, Moronidae.